CUAAAAUGUCUUAGCCAAAACCCCUCGCCUCGAGUUCCCAUUUUACAGAGCAAAGAGAAACGAGGAACGAUUGCGAAGUGGAUAUGGAGAGCGGUUAUCUAACGUUCAGCACAUCCUCUUCAACCUCAAGAAAUUUCUUGAAUACCAGUUUCCCAAUUUCUCAAACCAAUCCCCAAUUUCUCCAAUCACGAAACGCAAGGACAACAAUCGGACAUGGCUGUAGAAGAAGGGAUUUGUCAGUAAAAGCAAGAAAGCAGAGCUUUUCUACAGCAAGACAGACUCUUUCCAGCAACUGGGAUGUUUUCAACUCCACCGCAGCUCCUCCUAAGCUGCCCAGAUUUGAAGAACUGGACACUACCAAUAUGCUUCUUCGCCAGAGAAUCGUCUUCUUGGGCUCUCAGGUAGAUGAUGCAACAGCAGAUCUUAUUAUAAGCCAGCUAUUACUUCUCGAUGCUGAAGACUCCACAAAGGACAUCAAAUUGUUCAUAAACUCGCCUGGUGGUUCCGUUACUGCUGGAAUGGGAAUAUAUGAUGCAAUGAAACAAUGUAAGGCUGAUGUUUCUACUAUCUGUCUGGGGAUUGCUGCAUCAAUGGGUGCAUUUCUCCUUGCGACUGGCUCGAAAGGAAAGAGGUACAUAAUGCCAAAUGCAAGGGUCAUGAUCCAUCAACCCCUCGGAUCUGCUGGUGGUAGUAUAACAGAUAUGAUGAUACGAGUACGUGAAAUGGCAUACCACAAGGUCAAGCUAAAUAAAAUACUAUCACGAGCCACAGGAAAGCCUGAGGAACAGAUUGAACUGGAUACUGAUCGUGAUAAUUUUAUGAGUGCUUGGGAGGCUUUAGAGUACGGGCUAGUUGAUGCAGUUAUCGAUGAUGGAAAACCAGGACUCGUGGCACCAAUAGCAGAAGCAACGCCUCCACCAGAACCCCGAAUUUUGGGUCCAUGGAAAGCUGAGGGCACCAAGAAAGCAAUGCAGAAUAUGCCAUCAGAGGAGAAGCUCUUGCAAAAUGGAUAUCUCAGCAAGCAAGGUAAUGGUGAAUAGAAGCAUCCACUUCGACAUGAUUGCAAACUCUUAGCCGUUCAGUUGAAAAAAAUUGUCUGACUACAUUUCUGAAUAUACAAAUUACAUAGUGCUUAAUUCCUUACUAUUCUAUAUUGAAUUGAAGGUUGUUAUUCCCCAUCAUUUUUU
This is a messenger RNA of Ipomoea nil (Japanese morning glory), 1187 nucleotides long. RefSeq names its product ATP-dependent Clp protease proteolytic subunit 3, chloroplastic. Bases 84 to 1040 code for a protein of 318 amino acids. NCBI's taxonomy places the organism in Eukaryota, Viridiplantae, Streptophyta, Magnoliopsida, Solanales, Convolvulaceae. Gene Ontology annotation, biological process: protein quality control for misfolded or incompletely synthesized proteins. Gene Ontology annotation, cellular component: endopeptidase Clp complex. The record is from RefSeq and is a predicted model, not a curated record. Gene Ontology annotation, molecular function: ATP-dependent peptidase activity; ATPase binding; serine-type endopeptidase activity. The transcript has 5 exons.